Messenger RNA from Colletes gigas, 2935 nucleotides. RefSeq lists its product as uncharacterized. The record is from RefSeq and is a predicted model, not a curated record. NCBI's taxonomy places the organism in Eukaryota, Metazoa, Arthropoda, Insecta, Hymenoptera, Colletidae. Bases 470 to 2935 code for a protein of 821 amino acids. The transcript has 11 exons.
CCUCGGUCGUUUGUUUAUAUGUAUAUCUCCUGCCAGUUCUCGUCUCGCCCCGUGACCCUUAAGAGUGACUUCUCGUGUGAAGACAGUGAGGUUAACUGCGGAAGGAGAGGGGUGGGGGUAUCGAGAAGUGACAAGAAAGAAACCGGACCGAGGAGAGCUCGAGGGGAGAGCAGCGGAUUUAACGAUCGCGAGGAUCGAGAAGAGAGGACUAGAGAAUUCGGCGUUUCGUUGAGAGAGAAGGGUGGAGAAGCCCGUUCUUGCAACGGUGGAACGAUCUACGUUUACACGCUUCGUGAAACGGUGACACGGAGGGGGUUUUACAUGCGUCAUCGUCGUGCGGGUACAAAUCGCACGCGACGAAACGUUUCGACGGCAGUACACGUGCGUGACGACGCGCUCGAUCGGUCCUGCGGAACACGGGGCUUAGAUCCUCUUUCAAGGACGCACAGUGAUAAAUGCGGUGCCGGAGAUGACGCCCUCCGCGUUCUCCAAAAUGGUCACCCGGCUGGUCCUGGUGUGCCUCGUCGUCGCGUGCCACGGUGUACCGGUUACAGAGGAACCCGAUGAAACGGCCACGGUCAAAACAGUUGGUACCAAUUCGACGGUCGUCGUCGAUCCUGAAAUUCAGGGUCACUCGAUGGACGACAUACUUCCUGGAACGAAGGCACCGCCGUCAAAUCCAGUGACAUUCGUGGAUGUUCCGGUCCACACGGAAACGGAACUCGGCUCGUCGGUGCUGCUGGCGUGCAGAACCGCCAAUCCUGUGGCCGAGUGCCAAUGGUCCUGGCAGCCAUUGCCGCCUGUUCAUCUGCCGCUUCCGGACAUCAGUGAAAACCCAGCAACUUCGACGUCCACCACAGUCUCGGUGAUUCAGACGACAACCGCGCCGACUACCAAUCCGUUGCCGGUACGACUGUUUCCUGCCUUCGGGAACAAUAGCAACGACUGUUCCGUAAGAUUCUCGAGUACGAAGCACGAGCAGACCGGAUACUGGACCUGCGCCGCGAGAACUUCCACGAACGAUCCUUUCACCAGUACGGAACCUGCUAAGCUGAGCAUCGUCAAUGAGAAUAAGGGUCUUCUGGUCGCGUUUGCAAAACACGAUAGCGUCGUUGAGGUGCCAGCGGGAUCAUCGGCGCAAAUAAUGUGCCAGCUGAGGUCGCCUGUUCGCGAGUGUCAAUGGUCAUGGCGGCAGCUGAACCAAUCGCAGCCCUGGAACCUCGAGGUGAAGCGAUUCCCAGCUUUCGGGAACGACACCACGGACUGCAGCAUUAAAUUUAAAAACGUAUUGCCAGAGCAAGAAGGCUAUUGGACCUGCGGCGCCAGAAUCGACCCCAACUCCUCGUUCACGCAGUCGAAUCCCAUUCGGUUUCUGAUAUCGGAAGUCGAGUUCGUACAAUUGUCCAGAGGCAUUCAAGUGGCGCCCGGAGAAUCCGUGCUGCUCAGAUGCCUGGUGAACAAACCGGUGGUUCAGUGCGAAUGGUCCUGGAGGUCCUCGAACUCCAGCCAGGAGCCAUUGUUGGUAAAGAAGUUUAAUCCGAACAAAGACGCCGACCACGACUGUUCGGUGCGAUUCAAGAAUAUUUUGUACGAAGAGGAAGGCCUGUGGACGUGCGGCGUUCGAUUAUCGCCGGAAGGAAUUCUUCACGAGGCACCUCCUGCAACCGUCAGUCUCUUGCCCACAGCCAAAGUCAGCAUCGUUGAAACGCCGACGGACACUUCCGUGCCAGUCGGUACCGAGGCCACGUUGAAAUGUAUAACGAGCAGCCGCGUGGAGAAAUGUACGUGGACGUGGAAACCGUUUCACGGAAACGAUCCAGAAGUCGUUGCUCAGGAAUUCCCAAGCAACGGUGACCUUGGCAGAGAUUGUUCCCUCACUCUCUCGCGCGUGUACGCCGAAAAACAGGGUCAGUGGGCCUGCCAGGUGUCGAUUAGCUCCCUCAACACGGUGCAGACCUCUCCCUACGCCAAGCUGACCGUCUUCGAACAAGACGAGGUGAAGUUCUCGGAGCUGUCGCAGGACUUCCAAAUCGCAUCCGGUGCGACCGUUCUCCUUCGAUGCGUGACCUCCUCGGCCGUGGAGCAGUGUCGAUGGUCCCUGACCCCGGUGAACUCGAACACCACGGUGGUGGUGAAGCAGUUUCCAGCAGCCGGAAGCGAGGCCAGGGACUGCAGCGUCAGGCUGAGCUACGCGCUCGCGGAACAGGAAGGACUCUGGACCUGCGGCGCCAGGAUACGCGGUAAACAGAACUACACGGACGCUCCGCCGGCCAAGCUCAGCCUCCUGGAACCAGAAUCAGUGACUAUGGCACUGUGGGCUACGCCCCACCAAAUGGUUACGCUAGCGUGUAAAGUGGAAACUGUAUUAUCGGAAGUGCAAUGCCACUGGUUCCAUGCGUCGAAGAUCCAUGUUUAUCAAAAUAUGACCGGCAACAAAAGGCAUAAUAUACAGAUGGACUAUGGUACGGGGAUAUGUACGUUACAAUUCAAACCCGAUCAUUCAGAUUUAGGACAAUGGACGUGUAAAUUCAUCGUCGCCAACGGAUACGUUGACGAAGAACUGGGAAGUGCGACUCUCGUUCUAUUGAAUAGCUUAGGCGACGAGAAGCUGGGAUGGAUAGUAGGCGCUUUGACGGCUAUGAUUUUGUUCCUGAUGAUUAUUGUAGUUGUUUUGGUAGUUUGCAAGGCGCGUCUGUUUGUCAGAAAGUCGUCACGAAUUCUGGAAACUGCAAGUCCGUCGGAAAAGAAACAAAAUGCACGGCUAAACGGCAAUCGGUACUCCGAGAAUCCGAGAAAAGCAGAUAUACAAAUUUCUGCACAAGAUAAUCAAAUUGCAUUAAAUAUUGAUAACAUUCUACCUAACAGAAGUCCGCAUUUAUACGAACGGGUAGAAAAAUAUAGGUCGUCGAAAGUAUAUGAAAAUAUUCGAAUGUGA